This is a messenger RNA of Coccidioides immitis RS, 4362 nucleotides long. RefSeq lists its product as uncharacterized. Gene Ontology annotation, cellular component: nucleus; intracellular anatomical structure. Lineage: Eukaryota; Fungi; Ascomycota; Eurotiomycetes; Onygenales; Onygenaceae. Gene Ontology annotation, molecular function: RNA binding. The record is from RefSeq and is a predicted model, not a curated record. The coding region runs from base 118 to 4362 and encodes 1414 amino acids. The transcript has 4 exons.
GGGGUGAAGAGACAAUAGUGGAGAUGGUAGCUUUUUGCCAUUAAUCCUAUGACUUUCGAAAAUUGUCGCCUGGCGAAGCUGAGACUCGGAUGAAAGGAGGGUCUUGGUGGAAUUUUAAUGCUAAAACUGGGCGAGAUGCAAACGGCUGUGCGCCGCCUGCAUCGUUGUCCUCGAAGAUGUCCGACCCCAUGGCGUUCGAUGCGUUCUCCAGACUCUAUUCCCGCCACACGUUCCCUCGCAGUGAGUUCGGCCAGACGCAGCUUGCGGUCGGGACUCAUUCCGGUUUCAAAGGGACAUUGGAGCUCCAAACAUUUGUUGAACCGGAAAUAUAGUGCUGUAUCGAAAGGUAUAUUUAAUGAUGAUGUCACCGCGGACAUGCUUCGCGAAUUCCACCAGGCGCAUGAUCAACGCUUGAAAUGGGCAGAGGCCUCCAACGGAGUGGAAACCCCCAUUGGAUUCGCAAAUGUCGACGAUUAUCCUGCCCUAAAGGGUAUCGAAGCUAACCCAGUUCGCAUUCGUGAACUACUGGAAUCGGCUGUCAGCGCGGAGUUCCAAAUGGAAUUUCGGGCGCUUGGGCCUGUUGAUGUUAUGUGCUUGGUUACGUGUUCCAUACCGCUUCUUCGCACAGUGAUCAAAGUUUCCGGAAAAGGGGACUCAGAGGCGAAUGCAAAACAUGUCGCAUUUACAUAUUUAGUCUCAGAACUCCACAAUCGUCGUCUUCUGAAAGCCAUAUUCGAUCAUAAGGCCAGCCUAGCUGACUUGAAAGGAAUAUACGAUUAUGCUGCCCGUUUCCUAUGCGUUCCUAUAUUUCAAUUUAGGAUGGUGCGUGACUCUUUGCAAAGCGACGGCUACAACUUUGAAGUUACGAUUUCGCUCGAGGAACAAUCUUUAAGUGUUACCACCACCGCCAACUCGUUUGAUGAAGCAGUAAAACGGGCAAUCCAUGAUUUCAACAAGAAAAGGGCAAUUUUCUCUGUGAUAAACAGCACGAAGCAAACUUGCAGUGAUUCGAUUGCUGCGUGGGAAGUUGAGGGCUUUAUUGACUUCUACGAAUUCUCCAAAAGCUUACGGAACUGCGUUCGUGUCAAAGUGGAUAAGCAACCCAUUAGUCCUGAGAAAUCUGCGUACAUUGCCUCAGUAUAUGUUCGAAAUGAGCUUAUCCCUGAGCCUGUUAUUGCUUUUGAGGACAGACAGGUCCGUAAAAUUGCAAAUUUAGCCGCGGCGAUUACACUUAUCCGGCAAGAUCCGAGUCUUUGGGAUGUGUAUUACCGAAAAUACGCAAGAAGACGAAAGAAGCUUUCAAUGAAUCGGAGUGUUGUCGAGGAAAUGAAGUUUCUGUCGAAGAAUCUGAAUUAUUCCCGGCGCAAGAUGGUUGACAGGGUACAAAAUAUCGAACCAAGUAAUCUGAAAGGAGAACUCCGCUUUGGCAACGUUCUUCAUUCCGAUCUCGAGCAGAGGUCACACCACCUUAGGAAUCACCUUUCUUGGCUGGAGGAACAACAAAGCCCUCAUCCCCGUACUCUGUCGCGGAGGCUACCUGUUUAUCGCUACAAAACAGAUAUCAUUCAGAUGGUAGACCAAAAUGACUAUAGCUUUAUCACGGGCGCCUUUGGAAGCGGAAAGUCUACUCAGGUUCCGCAGAUCCUUUUUGAUCACGCUAUAAUGCAGGGAGCAGGAGCUUUGUGUAAUAUCUUUGUCUCUAAGGAUAGACUAUCCACUGUGAAAGGAAAUGCUGGGCGAGUUGCCUUGGAGCGUUCUCAAACACUGGGCAGCACAGUCGGAUACGGUGACUCAUUUGGCCCUAAGCUCCCAACGCUAGCUGGCAGCAUCUCAUACUACACGCAUGAAAUGCUUUUGGAUCUGCUAAGCGAUGAAUCGAAUGGAAUUUUUGAGACCGCUUCUCAUGUGAUCAUAGAUGAUGUUGAGAAGCGAACUAUCUCAACCGAUCUUCUACUAGCGUACGUGAAGUCGAAAGUCUCGGAGAGAGUAAAUCAAGGAAAGCCAGUUCCUAAAUUGAUCGUUAUGGGCUUGGAUUUUGACGUUGAGUUAUUCGCGAGUUAUUUUCAGGUCCAACCAUCUAGGGAGGACUUUGCUUGUCCGUCUGUCCGUAUUCAAAGCAAUGAUCAUCCGGCUGAUAAGGUUUACUUGAAUAGCAUACUGGAGCAGUUGGGUUCGGUUCGUGGCUAUCAUUCUUUAUUAUCUGAGCCUCAGACCGCUCGAUAUCUGUCCCUUGAGAAUAUUGAAGUUGCGCGGCCAUUACCAUAUGAAGAGGGCCUUCGGAUGUGUGAAGAGAACUCACCUAUUAAUGGAGAACAAGAUAUUAUACCUGGCUCUUUGUGGGAAGAGGGUCUCUGGCUAAAUGAUGACAAUUCGCAUAUCAGUGGAGAACAGGAGAGUAUACCAGAGUCUUGGUGGGAAGAGGUUCUUCAGACGAGCAAGGAAAACCUGUCUAUCAAUGAAGGACAAGAGAUCAUGCGUGACUCUUGGUGGGAAGAUGGUCUCCAACUAAGUGAGGACAAUUCUCCUGUCAAUGGAGAGCAAGAUAUUGUACCUCACCUUCAGGAAGAGGUUCCCCCAACCCCUAUUGGAUUGGUGGCAGCUGCUGUUGACCACAUCGCCCAAACUACAGAAACGGGUGCAAUUCUAGCCCUUCUUCCGGACCAAGAUGAUAUUGAACGUGUGAAUCAGUUGCUGGUCAGGAUGAUAGAGAACGAUACGAGCAAUAGGGGUAAAUACCGAAUAUUCAAGCAUUCUCCCGACAAAAGUGGUGGAUCCUCCGCAGAUGAUCGGACCAGUCGAACGAUCAUUCUUUCAACUGGCACGGCUGGUUUUCCCCUUGCCGAACGUGUCCGUUUUGUAGUGGAUGCCGGUUUCAUGACGGAAAAACUGCAUCAUCCGUGGAGUUCAACCACGUCACAGGUCCGCCGCUGGAUCUAUAAAUCUUGGCUACAAGACCGAGUGAUGCUUGCAAGCCACAAAGAAAAUGGGAAAUACUAUGCCCUGUUCAGCAAGGAGAGAGAAGCAUCGUUACAGCCGCAUUCAACCCCUCAUAUCCGUCGCCUCGAGUUUGAUCGGGCGUGUCUACAUGCAAAAGUCCUCUUCCCUUCGAGAGGAUCUAUAUCUGAUAUUCUAUCGGGAUUAAUAGAGCCACCAUCGCGAGAGCACAUCUUUGAAAUGACUCGUAAACUUCAGGCAUUGAAUCUCAUUGACCAAUGGGACAGGUUGACUCCAUUAGGGCGAAUUGUUUCAUCGCUUCCACUAUCGCCCAUAGCGGGCAAACUAGUUGUUCUAGGUGUCAUAUUUCGCUGUCUUGAGCCCUUACUCAUAUCUGCUGCUGCUGUGGAUUUGACCUCCGAUAAGGCGUCUAUUUUCGACCGCCGACGUGCCCACACUGAAUCGGCCCAAGGUCCAUUUUUUCAAUUCAUCAGGGAUAGCGUCAGUGACCACAUUGGCGUCAUCAAUGCAUUCAAGUACACCAAUGAGCAAUGGAAUAAGCAUGGCGAAUCCAAGGCUCAACUUGCCUGCAGAUCCAAAUUCAUUAGAUACCCCAUGUUUUUGAAGAUAUGGGAGUCCGUCCUCCGGGUGGAAGAGAUGCUUUUCGAUGCGGGAAUUAUCCCCAACCCUUCUCGAAGCAACGUGAUUGGCGGACACGCAUUGAAUAUGAAUUCCACUUCGCAGUCUCUCAUAAAAAGCCUUCUACUGCGUGCGUUGCUUCCAAACAUCGCAGAGAGGGAGCAAAGGGGUAUAUGGAACACAGCAACAACAAGUGAAAUACAAGCCCUGCCAGGAACGGCUCUUCGGAAUAUAAGCCUGAGGGUCAACGGCGUCGCCAUAUUCUCAUCGCUCCUAACGUCGGGCCGGUCUGGAAAUGUAUAUCUUGACACUGCAACGUUGAUUCCAUCAAUGAUGGCCUGUUUGUUUGCGGAAAACCUGAAACAGAAUGAGAAUAUGUUGUACUUAUACCCAUGGCUGCAAUAUAGCUUGCCCGAAGAUCAUCCGUUCGACAUCAGGCAGAGUUCUAGUCGAGUAUUUUCGACGUGUAAAUCAUUCUUGGACGAAUUUAUCAACUUGGCUGUGAAGGACCUUGCGGCUUACAAGCUACGGAGAGCCGUCUGCUUCUAUCGGGGUGGGUUGAAAGGUGAAUCACGAGACGUGUCCGCGAAAAGGCGCAGACUCCUGUACCGGUUUCCUUAUAUGAAUGAUAGGGUGUCCAAGACUUUUGUCAGCGCCCUUCAUAAGGUAUUCGACGGAAGCAUGGGCCCGGUGAGAGGAGACACACGGGUGGCGCCGCGUUGGCCAUCGGGUGAUAUCUCGAAAGAUCCUGCUACGAAUUCGGAAACCGACUGCUGCAUAGAUUCUUGA